Andrographis paniculata is the source of this 1199-nucleotide messenger RNA. RefSeq names its product pre-mRNA-splicing factor SPF27 homolog. Gene Ontology annotation, biological process: mRNA processing. Gene Ontology annotation, cellular component: catalytic step 2 spliceosome; precatalytic spliceosome; Prp19 complex. Lineage: Eukaryota; Viridiplantae; Streptophyta; Magnoliopsida; Lamiales; Acanthaceae. The transcript is spliced from 6 exons. The coding region runs from base 137 to 883 and encodes 248 amino acids. The record is from RefSeq and is a predicted model, not a curated record.
UUUAUUUUAAACAAAACUAAAAAUCUUAACCCUAUCGAUUCCAAAUCCAUCGAUCGUCGCCAGCCACGCUCCCCCCACCUAUAUCUCGCAAAUCGCCGCCGGCCGCCCUCCCCCACCUGCAUCUCGACCUCCGCAGAUGGACAAGACGGACAUUCUGAUGCUGGAGGCGCCGCCGCAGAUGGCUGCUGCGCCGUCGGCCGAAAUAAUUGAUGCGCUGCCAUACAUUGACGACGACUAUGGAGACCCAAAAGUUAAAGCGGAGGUGGAUCGUUUGGUGGAAGAGGAAAUGCGCCGUAGUUCCAAGAAACCCUCCGACUUCCUCAAAGACCUUAAUCCUCCGCCGAAAAACGAUUUUCAGGAUCAUCCAAUGCUUGCUAGAGAAUAUGAGAGAGUCAGAGCUGGUAAGCCUCCAGUUCAAAUGGAUACAUCCCGAUAUGGACUUGAAUUGCCCCCCGGGAACAAAAGGAAUGAUGAGACUGCAUGGAGGCAGGUACUUCAAAAGGCCCAGCGCUUGUUGCAACAUCAAGUUAUCAGGCUUGAGAAUCUAGAUUUAAUGUUCAAGCAUGGCCCUGAUGUUUGGAAGGUGUAUAAUCAACAAUUGGAGGCAUUUCUGUCAAGGUUGCAAGCACAAGUUCUCGAACUCAAUGGAAAGAUUGAAGCUGUGAAUCGUGAGAGGAAAUAUCACCAGCAAAACACUGCAUAUGAGCUUAAUGCUUUAUCUUCACAAUGGAGCGAGCUGUGUUUGAAGAACAUCGAAAUCCAAACAGCAUGUGCAGAAAUCGAAGCUCAAAUUAAAGAACUUAAGGAUGAAGCUACCGGGAGGGGCUGGAAUCUCGAAGCCAACCUUGAGAAUGGACCGGCCAUUCAACAGUCUGCGAGAUGAGGUAGAAUGCACGCCGAUUUCAGGUAUCCUAUCAGAUUAUUGUGUUCUAUUAAUAUCGAUAGUUUUGAAUCAACCAAAGGUGCCAUUGCGCGUAAUUGAAGUGUUUGUAACUAUAAAUGAAUCACUAAUUAGUCGUACAGACGCAAUUGAUAUGCGCCUAUGAGUGCCGAGGUGUUUGUGAAGUCGAGCCCUUUAUUAUGUGGAAAGCUACAUUUUUUUGUAGGAACUUGAAUUCUGGUAUUCUGUUGUAAUAGAGAUCUGAUCUGAUGCAUUCGAACUUUACAAGCAACGUUGGUUUACUCGAAAUUAUGUUGUC